Morchella importuna is the source of this 1032-nucleotide messenger RNA. RefSeq lists its product as uncharacterized. The record is from RefSeq and is a predicted model, not a curated record. The coding region runs from base 1 to 1032 and encodes 343 amino acids. NCBI's taxonomy places the organism in Eukaryota, Fungi, Ascomycota, Pezizomycetes, Pezizales, Morchellaceae. The transcript has 2 exons.
AUGGCAUUCGCCGACCCCGUACCCAAACUCCCCCACGAGCUAAUGCUCAUCAUCGGAAAACAUGCAUUCACCGAUCCGGCACUCCCUCUCGAGCUCUUGCUCAUAAUAGGAGAACACGCCGAUACUCGAGUGCUCUCCGUGCUCUCCCGCACGUGCCACGCUCUCCACACUCUCCUCGCCCGGGAACUCCGCAAGAGAUUCACCACCGACAUCGAGGAGAUCGCCAUCUGGGCCGUCACCUCCCACCGCCCUCUGCUCCUUGAACGCGCCCUAACCACCUCUCUCACCACUCUCACCCCAGGUUCUGCCAUUGCCACCUGCCGGAACCCGCUCCACGACACUCUCAAGCGGCGGCUCCCCCAACUCUCCCAACUCUCCUUGCUCGUGGAGCACAGGAAGGUCGAGACCGUCAAGAUUCUGCUGUGCCACGACAUCAUUCACAUCCCGAGGAUACGCACUUGCACCACCACCACCCAACCCUCGAGCACCCGUCCCAUCACUCAGUCCCGGAGAACCCGUCGCACAAACCGGCCCCUGAGCAGCGCCGGUCCCAUCACCCGGUCCCCCAGAUGGUCGAUUGACGGAACAUGUGCUACAGCAUGGAUGGAGCAUGCGGUGCGCCAUGGAGAUCUGUGGCUGGCGCGGCGGCUCCUAAAGAAGGCGGGCGCCAAAGUGCAUGGAAGCGCAGUGGGGGUACAGGGGAACCAGACACUAUUGGACAUUGCGAGAGAUCGGAGAUUUGAGAAACCGAGGGGCCAGAAUGUGGAGGAGAUGAUACAGCUGUUGGUGGACCGUGACCCGAAGCCGAGCCCCCCUCACUAUCCGGGUGUUCGGCCGGAGAACCAGGAGCACUUGGAGAAGAUGCUGAAGGUGUCCAAAGACCCAAGCGCACUCCUCAAUGCUUGGGUGGCUGAGGAAAUGGAGUACGCCUACGAUCAGUUAGUCGAAAGGGGUGCGGCCGUGGCACCGGGUAUGAAGAGGGAUAGGAAGAACCCAGGCCGUUUUCGGCUGCUGCCCAGUGCAUACAUGUGA